GUCCCCUCCCCGCGCUCCGGUCUACGUGGAUCUCUGUCCCCCUUCUUGACUUGUACUAUACGCCCCACGCGUCUCAUCCCAUCUCACUUUAUCUGACGUGGUGCUGGUCGCCAACGCUAUGACUGCAGUUGAGCAGAACUUCUCAGGCGCGCUGGCCACAUGGAGAGACAUCAACCUCUCCGAGCUGCAAAAGACUCUCGAUGCACAGGGUAUUGAGCUCGUGGAGAAUCAAAAGGAGAGCGUCGUAGGCCGCAAGGGUCUCGCAGACCGUACUAAGGACUUCAAAAAGAUUCCUGAUGAAGAGAAGCUUAACGCCUUCAAGGGUCUGCUGAAAUCCUACCAGACCGAGAUCGACAGCCUCACGAAACGUUCCAAGACGGCUGAGAAUGCCUUCCUCAACGUAUACAAGGUCUUGGCCGAGGCACCCGACCCAUAUCCACUGUUGGAGGCGGCCGUCGACCAGACCGUCAAGGUUGCCGAGGCGCGCGAGCUUGAGACCGACUUGCAGCGAAUGCGCGACGAGAACGUCGAGCUGCGCAAGCGUCUGAACGAGGCGGCGUCGUUGGAAGCGGCGAAACGUAAGGCAGAUAUGCGCGUUGAGCAGCUUGAGCAGAAGAUGGAGGAGAUGAUCCAGGACAAGGUCACGCAGAAAGAGAACGAGCUGAACGCGACCUACGACGAGAAGAUGCGCAACUACGAGGAACGGGAACAGGACCUUCAACGACAACUCGCCUUGACGAAGAGCCAGCUCAGGGACCUCCGCACAUCAAACGAGUCCAACCAAGCGAAGUUGUUCGACCACACUCAGCGCCAAGACCAGGAAGUUGUUGCGAAGCUCGCGGAACUCGAUAUGGUCGUCGCGGACCUCGAACAGGCCAACAGCCGUGUCGCUACUGUCGAGAGACGAAACGAACUCUUGCGUGCGGAGAUCGAGGCUAUCAAGAGUGGUAGCGAACAUGCGGACAGGAUCAAGGAGUUCGAGGCGAAGGUCACUGAACUGGAAUCGGAAACUGAUCAGCUGUCUCGCGCGCUGGACGCGCAGAAGCUCGCUACAGCAGAUGCGAAGGCGACAGUGACCAAGAAAGCUGAGGAGAGUGCUCGAGAGUUACAGAAGAAGUCUGCUGAGAUCGACCAGCUCAGGGCCAAACUCAAGCAGUACAAUGACUACGACGAGGUCAAGCGAGAGCUCGAGAUCAUGAAGUACGUUGAGUUUGGUGGGCUUGAGGAAGACGAAGACAGUGACGGUAUCCCGAUCAACGGUCACGGCGAUGCUCUCGGCCUCCGUCUUCCGAACCCCAACGCCGAGAAGGCGAACGCCCAAACUGGAAAGUCGCUCGAAGUCCUGCUUGUGACCAAGAACAAGCGGAUCCAGGAAGAGCUGACCAAGUUCAGAAUCCUCCAUGGCGAGUUGGAGGCAUCCUUGAUGGCGGCGCAGGCCCAGUUCGCUGCUACCGAGUCUGAGCUCGAGAAGCAACGGAUGUUGAACGAGAGGCUCGAGAAUGACUUGCUGCAGAUGGACCAGCGCAAACCAAACGGCGAUGCAGGCUCCGAUAGUCCACGGAUCGGGUCGAUGGAUGGGCUCGCAGGGAUUGAGCUAGGGAAGAAGACGGUGAGUGAUUCACCAGCGAGAACGACGCCAAUACCAUUUGGAUCGUCUGCGGACACGUCUAUCUUGCCGAUUGUGACGAGCCAGCGCGACCGCUUCCGACAGCGGAAUGCCGAGUUGGAGGAGGAGUUGCGCAAGCAGUUCAACAUCAUCUCAGAGCUUCGUAAUGAGGUCAAAAGUCUUCAAGCCGAUAAUCUCAAGCUGUACGAGAAGGUCCGCUACAUGCAGAGUUACAGAGAAGAUGCGGCUGUGCGCCCAUCCACACUCGACCCCAUCCCUGCAAGCGCCAACGGCCGAGGAGAUGGUAUGAGCAAGUACCGCGCUAGAUAUGAGGAGGCUAUGAAUCCCUUCCAAGCAUUCCGUGGAAGAGAAGCCACCCGCGCGUAUGAAUCACUGAACCCUCUGGAAAGAGGGGUGCUCGUACUCACUCGGGCUAUUCUCGGCAACCGUCGAACAAGGACAGUAUUCAUCUGCUACGCUAUCGUGCUACAUCUACUGGUGAUGUUCACAACGUUUGAGUGCGCCACAUCGUCAGGGCCACAGCUGCAGAAGCAGCCCCCUCCGUUU
Molecule: messenger RNA, 2173 nt
Organism: Rhodofomes roseus
Lineage: Eukaryota; Fungi; Basidiomycota; Agaricomycetes; Polyporales; Fomitopsidaceae
Product: CASP C terminal-domain-containing protein
Exons: 18
Biological process (GO): intra-Golgi vesicle-mediated transport
Cellular component (GO): Golgi membrane
Source: RefSeq, a predicted model, not a curated record